AUGUUUUGGACGCACAAGUUCGUUUCUGAUAGGUACACGCGUCUUCCAUCUUUGCCGAUGCUGCGACAUGACUCUAACCAAAGCGCUGCAGGCUCAUCGUCUUUUGUUUGUAGUGGUGACGGUGUGAGGCUGGUGGCACCCCUGCGCUUUGAACGCUUUUCGCGCAAGCCCAGAGGCUCUCCACAAGCACGCCAUCACUAUGGCGUCGCCUCGCUGCGUCUGGAACCCGACGGGGUUCCUUCCAGAGUUGCAACCGCGCGUCUGAAGGCUAGCAGCACACACAAGGAGUCAAACUUGCCUUCCAGUCGACAAGAGCUUGUGCCGAAAAGCUCUGACGAUCCGGCGGCUGCCUCUGCACUGAGGAACGAUGCACAAGCCACCUCACCUGAGACGGAUACGGAACCUUCCAGUGAUGCUGGUCUCUCCGAAAAUCGGACUGCCUCUGACGGUGUUACUGAGGACUUGUCGAUUCGAGGCGAGGCUGUUACAAGCGCAGAAACUGGCCUUCGUGAUGAAACGAGCCCUGCAGCUGCCGAGCGCUCCGCAGCAACCUCUGGAGUUUACCGAAAAAGCUCUUUACCGCUGGUUGCUGUCAUUGGACGCCCAAACGUAGGCAAGUCUAUGCUCGUGAACCGCAUCAGCGGUACCUUUCGCACUGGUGCUGUCGUAGAGGAUACACCGGGUGUUACCCGAGACCGCACGUACCAGUUAGCGAACUGGAGCGGAAGACACUUUCGUGUCGUCGAUACCGGCGGUCUCGUUUUCGAAGACACUCCUGGAGACGUUUUUAUUCCGCAAAUUCGCCAGCAAGCGCUCAUAGCUCUACGUGAGGCGGAUGUUGUCGUUCUUGUCGUCGACGGCCAGCAGGGCGUUACCACCCUCGACCAGGAUAUCGCUGUUUUCCUUCGCAAGACUUGCGAUGCGCGGGGCAUCCUUGGUCGACGUAUUCCAAUCGUUGUUGCGGUCAAUAAGUGUGAGAGCCAAACGAUGGGCGAGGCCCAAGCUGCUGAGUUUUGGGAGCUGGGACUGGGCCAGCCGCUGGCUAUCAGCAGUAUUCACGGCAGCGGUGUCGCAGAAUUGCUCGAUGAAGUCUGUUACUAUUUACCCAAUCAUGGCGAUGAUCAGGAGGAGGCGCUAUUGUCACAAGAGUCUGGUAUGCGGCGUGUCGCCAUCAUUGGUCGACCAAACGUCGGGAAAUCGAGUCUGCUCAACGCGCUCCUCGGGGAAGAGCGGGUCAUUGUGAGCGCCGUACCCGGCACCACGCGAGACGCGAUCGAUGAGCUCCUCAUCCAACGCGACCCUCGCACCGGAAGAGAGACCUGCUACCUGCUCAUCGAUACGGCAGGCAUUCGACGGAAGAAGAACGUGGAGUACGGCACGGAGUUUUUUAUGAUCAAUCGAGCAUUCAAAGCGAUUCGUCGUGCAGACGUGGUUCUUUUGGUCCUUGAUAUGGAAGAGGGUAUCACGGAUCAGGACGCGGAGCUGGCGGAGCGUAUCGUAGACGAGGGCAAGGCCUGCGUCAUCGUUGGGAACAAGUGGGACGCUCUCGGUCGCAAGGAUAAUCGUCUCCAUAACGAGGCACAACUGCGGGUGCGGGAGCGAUUGCCAGUGAUCCACUGGGCGGAUAUGAUUUUCGUGAGCGCAAAGACCGGACAACGUAUUCCACGUAUCUUGGCUCUGGUGGACGCUGCAGCGGCACAGCACGCGCGACGCGUGUCAACGGCGGUGCUCAACGAGGUUCUCUUGGAAGCGGUGCAAUGGCAAGCACCGCCGACGAAUCGUCGAGGCCAGGGUGGCAAAAUAUACUACUGCACACAGGUUGCGGUGCAGCCACCGACCCUGGCCCUCUUUGUGAACGAUCCUGAACUCUUCCCGGACACUUACAAGCGAUAUCUAGAGCGCAAGUUCCGUGAAGCGCUUGGAUUUACCGGUACACCGAUUCGACUGCUGUGGCGAGCGCGGAAGCGCCGUUCCAAGGCGGCAUCCUCGCGAGCGACGCGUAAAUGA
This is a messenger RNA of Cyanidioschyzon merolae strain 10D, 2007 nucleotides long. RefSeq names its product GTP-binding protein of engA family. Bases 1 to 2007 code for a protein of 668 amino acids. The transcript has a single exon. Lineage: Eukaryota; Rhodophyta; Bangiophyceae; Cyanidiales; Cyanidiaceae. Gene Ontology annotation, molecular function: ribosome binding; GTP binding; ATP hydrolysis activity. Gene Ontology annotation, biological process: ribosomal large subunit assembly. The record is from RefSeq and is a predicted model, not a curated record.